Messenger RNA from Spinacia oleracea (spinach), 1320 nucleotides. RefSeq lists its product as uncharacterized. The coding region runs from base 261 to 1106 and encodes 281 amino acids. Gene Ontology annotation, cellular component: endoplasmic reticulum; SNARE complex. The record is from RefSeq and is a predicted model, not a curated record. The transcript is spliced from 8 exons. NCBI's taxonomy places the organism in Eukaryota, Viridiplantae, Streptophyta, Magnoliopsida, Caryophyllales, Amaranthaceae. Gene Ontology annotation, biological process: retrograde vesicle-mediated transport, Golgi to endoplasmic reticulum. Gene Ontology annotation, molecular function: SNAP receptor activity.
GAGAUUUUCUUCAACCUAUCUUCUUCAACCUAAUUUCAGUUUUCUGUCGGAAAAAUUUUCAUACAAUCAGCAAGUUUGGUUGGGAAACGUGAAUAUUAGAUUGAAAUCUCGUGUUUCCCAUUCGUUUCCGGGAUGAUUUCAGUUUCAAACACGUCUCUAUUUUUCUGAAACGGUUUCGGCGCGCGUUUCCCGGUUUCCCCGUUCCAGGACGUUUCGGAAACGAAGGUUGUUGCUUUUAAGGUAGUUAUUUCUGUUAUAAAAUGGAUGAGAUUGUUAAGGCUGUGGAGGAAGUAAAGAAACAGUGGGAUGAAACAAGUUUUCAGACUCAGGGACAUAUAAAGGCAAUAGAAGAUUAUGGCAAAUCCAGUGCCUUGAGCGGGGAGAAGAAUUCUCUUCCUCGGUUGAAUGGACUAGUGCAGGAUGGGCUAGCUAUGCUCAACUCGUUGCAGCUCAAGCUUGAUACAUUGGCUCCACAACUUCCAACCUAUGACGAGGUUCAGUCUACUCAAGCUCUUCUUGAGAAUUGGAAGCAGCAAUCUCAAAGCUUACGAAUUGCUUUGAGGCAUGCUAAUCUGCAAGCAAAGGAAAACAGCAAGAAAACUGCUCAGCAAGAGAGGGAACUUCUUUUAGGCGGUGGCAGUGAGUCUACUGCACGCAGACGCAAUUUACAGACGAAGGCUGGGAUGACAUCUGCUGCUGAAAGCAUCACCGAGAGUCUUCGCCGCACGCACCAAUUGAUGGCUCAGGAGGUGGAUAGAAGUGCAACUACAUUAAUGACUUUUGAGGAAUCAACUGGAACGCUGAAGAAAGCAGAAAGUGAAUACAAAGGCCAUCAGUCACUGUUGAUGCGAACUCGUAACCUACUUUCCACGAUGCAGCGACAGGAUGUUAUUGACCGUGUCAUAUUUGUUGUAGGGUUUCUCUUGUUCGCUCUAGCUGUUUGUUAUGUUGUUUCAAAGCGUAUUGGAAUAUUGAAGCUGCAGCGACUAGUUGUUGCAUCGAUAAAAGCAGGUAUGUUUACAGGACAACAACCAGCAGCAAAUAAUGUACCUACUAAUACCAUUGGGGCAAACCCAGCUCAGAAUGUUUUACGUGAUGAACUUUAAAUACUCUGUUUUUCAAUUUUCCCAUUAUAUAUGAUACAAAUAAUAAAUAGUGUAUAAAUUCAGAGCGCAUAACUACGCCAUGGACAUAAUCUUUGCUUGUGGUAGUGGGUUCUGAUUCCAGGUUUGAAUCUUACAUGCCGACUGAGACAGGACAUUCUAAUUUACUUAGUAUUCCUUUGACAAUAACAAAAGCAUGAUUCACUGCUUUAGUUUC